Molecule: messenger RNA, 2441 nt
Organism: Prosopis cineraria
Lineage: Eukaryota; Viridiplantae; Streptophyta; Magnoliopsida; Fabales; Fabaceae
Exons: 3
Coding region: 55-753 (232 amino acids)
Molecular function (GO): S-adenosylmethionine-dependent methyltransferase activity
Source: RefSeq, a predicted model, not a curated record
CGCUUUUCAUGGCCUUUGAAGGUAAGAGGGAAGAGGAAGCGAUAGAAACAUGAGAUGAAGGAAAUGGAUAGGCAAAUACAGGUCUUUCUGAGGAAGUUGUCAUGGGCUUGCAUCACCGUUGCUUCCUUCACCCUUCUUCUUCUCUUCCUCCGAACCCCUGAAACCUGUGUUCCUCCAGACACACCCUCCAAACCUCACCUCCGGUUCCCCAAAUCUUCCUGCGAUUUCUCCACUCGUGUGUACGUUCCCAUCGACAAGAAGAACAAACGCCUCUGGUCCUCUGGAGAAUGGCUCAAGAAGGUCAAUUCCUACGUUAAAUUCUUUAAAUCCCUUCAAGAUGUGGGUCUUCUCCAGAAGAAUUCCAGAGCCCUCUGUGUUUCCGCAGGAGCCGGACACGAGGUCAUGGCUCUCGCCAAUUUGGGCGUGCUCGACGUUACCGGAGUCGAGUUGAUCGAAUCACCGCCACUGGUGAGUCGGGCUGAUCCGCAUAACUUGCCCUUCUUUAACAAUUCAUUUGAUUUCGCUUUCAGUGCCCAUUUUGCCGAGGCAUUGUUUCCGUCACGAUUCGCGUCGGAGAUGGAAAGGACGGUUGAGGCCGGGGGAGUAUGUGUGCUCGUUGUUGAGGAAUGUGGGGAUGAUGAGGUGAAGGAGAUUGUGGGCUUGUUUAGGAAUUCUAGAUUGAUUAGCUCAAAUAAUGUUACUCUGAUUGGAUUGAAAUGGACAAGUGUUAUCAUGAAAAAAAGAAAUUCUUAAUGAUCAUUCGUUAAAUUUUUUAUUUGUAAGUUCUGUAGAUUUCUCUGUUGGCUAUACAUCUGUAAAUUCGAAGAUGCUUCAAACUGAAUGAAGCGCUCCUACAUUAGCUAUUACUGCUGUUUCCAGCAGUUAAUGUGCACCAGAUUCAUGUAAACUUCACAUUUCAAAGUUGUGCUGAAAGAGAUUGUAUAUUGUUUGUAAUAUGGAAAAGGUUGUCUUAGAUCAGACAAAAAAGCUGCAGUAUGCCUCAGAUUUCAUUGCUGAUGCUAAGAAGCAUUUAACCCAGCAUUCAAAAUUUGGAUGAUGAAAUGCUGAAGCAGAAUGAGUUGGCACGUUCAAUCAAGGAUGAUAUAUGCCCUUUGACACGAUGUCACAUAUAGAUGUUCGUGAUUGUAAAUACAUUUAGAUAGCUAUGUUGAGUUGGAAGCAGGAUUAUGCAAAUUAUGGUUUGGUGUACCUCAUUAAUGGAAAAUCUGGUAAAAGUCCUGAAUUUUUGCAGGUAAUUGCAAUUUUUACUUCAUUUUUUAUUUUGUUUUUGUUGUUUGUCUCCCCUUCCUUACCCUUUAGUUGCUAGAUAUGCAAACUUUGUUAUGACAUUUUUCACUGCCCUUCUGUUGAUAGAAAUGUGCUAUCAUUCACCCCCUGUUAGGGAUGUUUAAGUGACAUUGAGAAUUGCUCAUAAUGCUAGUUGUUUAGCUGUCAAUUUAUUUUUUUUUUUUUUCCUUUAUAGAUUAUCAUCUAAACAUAAUAUGGUAAAUAUAUGGCAGGGGCAGCCUAGAGUCAUUCAUUUUUUAGCUCAAUAUAUCUGGUGGGAAUAGAAUGGGCAGAGGGGCCUAGAGUCUGUUAAGACAGCCAAAACAGUUGUUGAUCCAAUUCAGCUACUUGGUAGGCUCGGGCAAUAAUCCUUUUAGGAGCUCAAACCCAUUUGAAUUGGACGAGGAACCUAAAAACUAUCAAGUCCUAGCCCAUAAAAUAAGAUCAACCCUACUUUCUUUAUAUAAUGUGUGCAAAUUGUACCAUCAAAAGCAAAAUAACUCUAUAGAAGAGUAACUGAAACACAUUUGAAAGAUAAGAUAGAGGUGUUCCACACUACACAACCGCAUGGUCAGUAACCUGACCCUUUACCCUUUAAAUUUCUCCUGCGUCUCCUGAAAGAGCACUAAUGUUCCAUGAUCAAGCUGUACAUGAAGUGGUCUUUGUAUGUUAGAAAUUUGGUUGUUUCAAAGGCUUCAACACCAUUAUGGUUAGUUAGUGCUAAAAGGAACUAUUUUUCAUAAGUCAUUGCUAUUGUCAUGGCUUUUCUGGGCAUUUUUAUUGAGAGUCCUAAGAGAAUUGUGUCACUGGUCUGAUUCAUAAGGCAGACCUUAUGAUGUCAUAAUGCAUGUAACCUUUAGUCUAUGCCUUGAUUUAUCAAUUUUUGCUUAUCUGCUGAACGUUAUCUUGUAUAGAUUGACCUUCUUCUCUGAUUUUUGGCAGGGCUGGGUCAACCAGGUACUGGUGUAUGGUUCUCGACACAAUAGUAUAGUAUAGCAUAGCUUUCAUUGUCUUCCUAUAUUCCUAUUAUAUGUGACAGUAAUUUGGCAGCUCGGUUGUUGGUGAGAAAAUUGAGAUCGGUUGUGAUCUCUUGUGCUCACUCUUGAAACUACAGUUAGUAUUAAUAUAUAAACAACUUUUUUUUUUAACAAGAA